UAGCAGCAGAGCGGCGGCGGCAGCAGCAGUAACAUCUCCUCUGACGCCGCUCCUCUGUCCUCGCGACGAGUCAUCUCGUUUAGGUCGUGCAAGCCUGCAGGGGGAAUGAGGAGGACUCGAUGGCGCGCGGAGACGCCGGGCACUCAAGGAGUGGGGGAAGGGGAUCGCUAGCUGUGGCGCAGGGUAGAGGGGCAGGAAGGGCCGAUGAGCCAAGGAACGAGGAGAGGAACCGAGAAGAGAGGCGACAGGGUCGAGGGAGAGUAGCUACGGGACAGAAGGAUAUAUGGUUGUGUAUUAUGUACUCGGGACCCGUGUUACAUACGCCUCCGUUUCUCCAUGUAUACGUAAGCGAGCAGCUCGCAUCGAAGAUGUGGCGAACAUGGAAUCACGCGACUCACGUAAAAAAUGAUCCUGUGAUCCUGGUGCGGAAGAUGGAAGGACGGAGUGAGAGGAUGGCGGCAAGAGAUGGGAUAAUGGCACGCCGAAUGGAUGACGUGUACAAGAAUGGAGAUUCCAGCAGUGUUCGUGGGUAGAGUAGAACGGAGAACAGUACCAGACAAAUUGCAACUGAUAAUUAUCACCAUUGCUGGACAGAGAUAUUGG
Apis florea (little honeybee) is the source of this 603-nucleotide messenger RNA. RefSeq lists its product as uncharacterized. The record is from RefSeq and is a predicted model, not a curated record. NCBI's taxonomy places the organism in Eukaryota, Metazoa, Arthropoda, Insecta, Hymenoptera, Apidae.